AUGAGAAUCGAUAUUCUAGCCGCCGCUGCUCUCCUCGCCCAGCUUGCGAGCGCAAGUCCUGCCCCGGUAAAGCGUCAAACAUAUGUUGCAUGUUCUGGGCUCUAUGGCACCGCCCAAUGCUGCGCAACCGACGUCUUGGGCCUCGUGAACUUGGAUUGCGGCAACCCCCCUUCGCUUCCGGCGAGCCCAGACGAUUUCAGCUCGGUCUGCUCUGCGAUUGGUCAGCGAGCACGAUGCUGUGUGCUCCCCAUUGUAAGUAUCCUGGGAUUGAUUAUAACAAGAAUAUCCAACCAGUUGCUAACUCAAUGCCAGCUUGAGCAAGGUGUCCUAUGCAACACCCCUACUGGUGUUGAUGACUAG
Messenger RNA from Clonostachys solani, 360 nucleotides. The record is from the annotation of a GenBank genome assembly. Lineage: Eukaryota; Fungi; Ascomycota; Sordariomycetes; Hypocreales; Bionectriaceae.